AUGGAGACCCAAGAGAAAAAGAAUAGGAUGCAGAUCCCAAAUCCAGGUGUUCCUUACAGUGUCAUUAAGAUUCUGGCCCAUGCCUUAAAUGCUGUGUCCAAAUCCCAGAGGAGAAGGAAGAAGGGAGAAGAGAGAUUGGGGGCUCCAUGGCUGGAGCCAUGGAAGUGGCAUCCAUUUCUAAAGAAGAAGGAAAUGUGCAAUCUUUCUCUGAUGAAUGUGUAUGUGGAUCAAAAUGGAGAUGUAGCAGCAGACCUGAGGAUCUUCAGUAGGGUGGUUCUCUCUGAGGAGGAUCCCAUCAACCAGCAUUUGGGGGAUUUUGAAAGACAGAGACUUACAAUCAACCAAGAUGCUUUGUCACAGCUAAAGUUGCUGAACAAGGAAGGAGAGCCAGUUUGCUGUUAUGACUGCGUUCCUUGUCCAGAGGAAACCAUCUCCACUCAGGAAGAUACUGACAAAUGCAUCAAGUGCCCAGAUGACCAAUAUCCAAGCAAGAACCGAGUCCAAUGUAUCCCCAAAAGAAUAACCUUCCUGUCCUAUGAUGAACAUGUCAGCAUCAUCCUCAUCUCCAUUGCUCUGCUCUUAUUCCUAACCACAGGCUUUGUUUUAAUCAUAUUCCUUAAAUACCUAGAAACUCCCAUUGUCAAAGCCAACAACCGGGACCUCUCCUACAUCCUCCUGGUCUCACUCCUGCUUUGUUUUUUGUCCUCCUUUCUCUUCAUUGGCCAUCCAAGGAAAACCACUUGUCUUCUCCAACAAAUAGUGUUCAGCAUUGUCUUCUCAGUAGCUGUCUCUUCUGUGUUGGCCAAAACAAUCACAGUAGUGCUGGCAUUCCUAGCUUCAAAACCAGGGAAUAAAGUGAGAAGAUGGUUGGGGAAGAGCUUGGCCAACUCCAUCAUCCUUUCUUGUUCUGGUGUCCAGGUUCUCAUCUGUGCCCUUUGGCUGGGAGUGUUCCCCCCAUUUCCUGACUCUGAUCUGCACUCCCAGCCUGGAGAGAUUGUCCUUCAGUGUAAUGAAGGCUCUGUCACCAUGUUUUAUGUCGUCCUUGGCUACAUGGGUUUCCUGGCUGCCAUUUGCUUCACGGUGGCUUUCCUGGCCAGGAACCUGCCUGGGGCCUUCAAUGAAGCCAAGCUGAUCACCUUCAGCAUGCUGGUCUUCUGCAGUGUCUGGGUUUCCUUCCUCCCCACCUACCUGAGCACUAAAGGAAAAUACAUGGUGGCUGUGCAGGUGUUCUCCAUCUUGGCCUCCAGUGCUGGACUGCUGGGCUGCAUCUUCUUCCCCAAGUGCUACAUUAUUGUCCUGAGACCAGAUCUAAACACUAAGGAACAUCUAAUGUCAAAAGCAGGGGAAUGA
Crotalus tigris (Tiger rattlesnake) is the source of this 1350-nucleotide messenger RNA. RefSeq names its product vomeronasal type-2 receptor 26-like. The transcript is spliced from 4 exons. The coding region runs from base 1 to 1350 and encodes 449 amino acids. Gene Ontology annotation, biological process: G protein-coupled receptor signaling pathway. NCBI's taxonomy places the organism in Eukaryota, Metazoa, Chordata, Lepidosauria, Squamata, Viperidae. Gene Ontology annotation, molecular function: G protein-coupled receptor activity. Gene Ontology annotation, cellular component: membrane. The record is from RefSeq and is a predicted model, not a curated record.